This is a messenger RNA of Bradysia coprophila, 1292 nucleotides long. Its product is annotated as uroporphyrinogen-III synthase-like. Gene Ontology annotation, cellular component: cytosol. The record is from RefSeq and is a predicted model, not a curated record. Gene Ontology annotation, biological process: uroporphyrinogen III biosynthetic process. Gene Ontology annotation, molecular function: uroporphyrinogen-III synthase activity. Lineage: Eukaryota; Metazoa; Arthropoda; Insecta; Diptera; Sciaridae.
AUAUGAUUCUGACAUUUAAAUAUAGAAUUUUCUCAUUGUCAUUGCGUUAUCAUUUUAUUUAUUUAUUUAAAUAUUUUCGUGCGAUUAUUAAGCAUCAUAGCCGGUGCAACUAAAUCGAACAAUUUUUGAGCGGAUCCAUUACAUUCAAUUUGAAAAUGAAGCGUGUUGUUAUAUUAAAAUCGGAAAGUGAAAGCUCGGACAGCUAUGCCACCUUAUUGCGAGAAAAUAAUUUUGAUCCAAUAUUUGUGCCAACGUUAGGAUUCGGUUUCAAGAAUUUGGAUACGUUAAAAGCAAAGCUAGGUGAACCGGACAAUUAUGGAGGAAUCGUUUUCACUAGUCCGCGAAGUGUGGAGGCAUGUGAACAAGCUAUCAAAGGAACGAAUUUCGACAAAAAAUGGAAAGACUUACAUAAUUACUGUGUUGGCGAUGUAACACAUAAUUUGAUUCAUGUUGUGCUCGAUAUGAAUGCCAGAGGUAAACAGACCGGAAAUGCAAACAAUUUGGCUGAUUACAUUUUUGAGAGCUUGGAGGGUCAUCGUUUGCAGAAUCCAUUUCUCUUUCCGUGCGGAAAUCUCAAACAGGACACUCUACAGUUGAAACUGUUGGACUACGGCUACUUUAUGGAUCCGAUUGAAGUGUACGAAACUGCUGCGCAUCCGGAUCUGGAGAUGAAUUUACGCAAAGCAUUGAUUGACGACAAGGCAGAAUACUUGGCAUUCUUCAGUCCAUCUGGAGUGAAUUUUGUCAAUGCGAUUCUGAAGAAAUUGGAAAUUCGCAUGUCCGAUUUCAAAUUGAUUGCUAUCGGACCUAGUACCCGGAAAUCGCUGGAAAGUAAUGACUUAACGGUGUUCAAGACGGCCGAAAAACCAUCUGUGGAAUAUUUGGUCAAGGCUUUGUUGGACGCAGCAUGAUUGUGUUACUUUUUGUGUCUUUGUUGUUGUUCGACCAUCUUUUUUUCAUCUUACAAUCGAAUUGAAGACUGAACGAAAAAAGACUUUUUAUAAAAAUAGCUUAUAGGUCAUCGAUUUAAUUUUAAUGCCAUAAGGAAUUUGUGCUUGGUGUUUCAGCUAAAACAAGACACGCGCUUUAAAACAUUGAAAUGUGUGAACGGUGCAGUUUCAUUUAUUGUGCCCUAAAAAUAAAGUCUUGCUCAUUUCGAUUGAUGACAUAUAAUCAAGCGUUACGAUUUUGUGGUUUUUAAUGAUCUAUCCAACGUUUGAACCUCGUUAUGUUAGACUGAAUUUGUUAUGUUUGUUUGUUUUUUAAAUAAAGAAUUUUAAUUGGAAUGUUAA